Pieris brassicae (large cabbage white) is the source of this 7945-nucleotide messenger RNA. It is a transcript of the gene tai, whose product is annotated as nuclear receptor coactivator 2. Gene Ontology annotation, biological process: positive regulation of transcription by RNA polymerase II; cellular response to hormone stimulus. The transcript has 19 exons. Gene Ontology annotation, molecular function: nuclear receptor binding; protein dimerization activity. The coding region runs from base 460 to 4071 and encodes 1203 amino acids. Lineage: Eukaryota; Metazoa; Arthropoda; Insecta; Lepidoptera; Pieridae. Gene Ontology annotation, cellular component: nucleus. The record is from RefSeq and is a predicted model, not a curated record.
AAAUAAAAAAAAGUGAGUGUGAAAGAACGAAGUGGUCUGACUGCGUGUCACGUUUAUUCUUUUGAAGAAUAAUAAACGCGUUUGUACAAUUUACUAUUGAUAUUCAUUGUGAAUUUAAUAUAAGGCCGUCUGUGGAAUAGUGGUAAAUUAUAAAACCGAAGUGUAUGACAAAAUUGUUUGUGUUGUGUUGAUUUGCCAAGUUAUUAAAACAACUAUUUCUUGUAUCUGCCGUUUGUACUGUGCGACCGUGAAGGUUGAGAAUGUUACGUCAUUUUAAACAGUAGUGUUUGAUAUGAACUUAUGUACUUCUCAACUAUGUAGCAGUGCUUUUCUUCUUAUUCGUUAUUGAUUUUGUGAAAAAGCAAAAAGUUUUUGGAUUAAAGUCUUCAUAUUAGCCGGAAAACCACGGAUUUUCAAGAUACGGCGCUGAAUGGCGCCACGCAUGUCAAUGAAAUAUUUAUGCAAGUCCUGGCAAAUGAAAAUGCUAGAGUCGAAUCCUGUGACCUCCAAGCGGGAGACACAUGGAGGGGCGUGCAGGGCAAGAUGAGCGUGACAGCGCCGGGCAAGAAGAUCAGAAAAAAGUCUGGCAAUCAGCCCCAAUCUCAAAUAAAUAAGUGCUUCAACGAGAAGCGUCGUCGUGAGCUGGAGAACGAAGUCAUAAACCAGCUUGAAGAGCUGUUGCACACGUGUCUGGCGGAGGUGCGGCAGCCAGACAAGAACGGCAUCGUUCGCGAGGCCACCCGCCAGAUUUCAGAGGUGCUUAGUCGUCGACAGGCCUGCCCUUCUGAUUGUCCGUUGCGAUCUGCGCCUGCACGGUCGCCCUUACAGGCGGGCGAAGUCAGCUCCACGCAGCAGCCGCCGCCUCAUCACUACACCGAAAUUAGUACGCUAAUAGAGGCGGUGAAGCACUACACAAGUGUUUUGGGGUUGAUUUUAAUGGAAAUCAACUCUAAGGGGGAGAUUGAAUGUGUCACUGAAAAUAUAAAGGAACUGAUUCUUGUGGAACGCACCGAGCUGUAUAAGAAGUCGAUAUUCUCCUUAUUGCACACUGAGGACCACGCCAAGCUGAGACCGCUGCUAAGGAACAUACAGACCUUCACGUGGGGACCAACGGAUCCUGAAAAGUAUCAAAACAUACAGGCACGGUUCCUGGUCAAGGACUCCACUGCGACUGAUGGUAGCAGGUUGGCGGAGUGCGUGAUCCACGCGGCGGCGGUGCGCGCGUCGCCGGCGGAGGAGGCCGGCUCCGUCAUGUGCGUCAUCCGGCGCUGCGACCCCGCCGCCCCCGCGCCGCCCCGCCCCGCCCUCGUCUUCAGACUCGACUGCACCUUCACAAUUCUCUCUUGUGAUCUCUCCGGGGUCGAGAACUGUAUAAGCUCUACCCUCUCUCUUGUGGGCACUCGCUACUUGGAAUUAGUAGAUAGCGGGGAUCGCGCCCGCGUGUCGGCGCACUUGCAGGAAGUGGUCUGCCGUGGCGGCGGGCUGCUGGUCAGCGAGCCCUACGCUCUGCGUCUCGGCGCCGACGGUCCGCGCUUCAGAGUCAGCGCCCAGUCGCGCCUGUUUCCCACCGCGGGUGAACCCGACUUCAUCAUGUCCACCAACACCGUGGUCGGCGACGACGACGAUAUACUCGAAUCGACGCGACCUCCACUCGGUGGGCCGCUGAUGACCUCCAUCGUAAACGGCGAUCCCUCUGCGCCCCCACGGUACCGUUCGCCGGUCGUGCCGACGCCCGAGCCGGAGUCCCAGUUCUCGAUGAACGACUUCGACCUCGAUCCGUGGGGUUCGACGUUCGCGAUAAGCGAAGUGUCCGGCGAGGACAGUAAAGAGCGUAAAGAACCUACCGGAGAGGACGCGGGGGCUCCGCUCACGCCCCGUGCCCCCUCGACCCCAGGAGAAGGCCCGCCGACGCCUCGCACGCCUCCCACUCCGCUGACGCCUCAUCCGGCGCCGCUACCUGAGAAGCCGAACCGGUUGCGGACGUUGCUCAGCUCAAAAAAGACCAACGACCCGAUUUUGAAGGAUCUGUUGAACCAGAAGGACGAGGAGGGUGGCGGCGGUGAUUCGUCGGGGCCUCACACGCCUCACACGCCCUUAACACCGCACACGCCGCACACUCCCGCCUCGGCGCUGUCACCGCUGCAUUCAGCGCAGCCGCAGCAGCGUCAUCCGCAGCAGCUUCACAGCCAUCAGCCUCCCACCUCUCACGCCGCCCAACAUCCGACACACCAUAAUAAUCAGAUGUUAAAGCUACUGAACGACAAGUCGGAUGAAGACGGUGAUGACAGGAAUCGCAGCUCAAGUGCACUGCUGUCCCAGCUAUUGGCGGGGGGGCCGGGGGGCGGAAGUAGUAGCAGUGGGGGCAAUGGGGGUCGACACGAGAACGAGUUGUACUUGGAACGUAUUGCGGGCAUUAAACGCAAAUUUGACGAAUCAAAAGCCACCGCUGCUAACCCGAAGAGGGCUACUCCAGAACACCAACAGAGAACUGAAGCGAUCGCUACGCAGGUAACAUCGUCGGCCGCGGGCAGCAGCACGAGCAGUAGCCUGGGCAGCCCCGCGAGCGUCGGCAAGAGCGAGCUCUGCCUCAAGAACCAGAUCUUGGUGUCGCUGCUCGCUCGGCAGCAGACGACGCCCCCCACCCCUUUGCCCCUACACCCCGUCCGGGCCUUUCCCCCCCGGCAACGCCCUCCGCACCCCGCGCACGCGCCCAGGCAACAUCCGCACACGCUCUCUAAUAUGCUGGCCGCCAACAAUCGUGGUGGCAACAUGAAUGGCGGUGUGGGUAGCGCUGGAGGUGAAACUGGGAGCGCUCAAAGCCACCUGCAGUUGGUACUGCAAGGGGCCCGGGGGGCCUACCCCCCGCCCCCUUCGCAUCCUUCCCCCCUGCAUUAUGCCGCCCCCGCUCCGCAUCAUGGAUACAAUGCGCAGCCGCCGGGUGGCAGUACGCGUGUGCAAGGCGGGGGCAACGGGAAUGACAUUGAGGUGCACAGCGAUAAAACCCUAUCAGAGAUUCUCGACGAGCUGAUCGAGAACAAUGAGCGUAAUAGUGCACCCGACCACACCCUAAUGGAUCUCGAUACGCGAGCUGCCUCACAUGACUACCAGGGCGUGAACGAAAAGAAAGCAGCGAUCAAUGCGAUAACACAGAGUCUCAUGCAGUGCGAAUCUGUCAGCAAGAGCCCCGUGCCCUCCAGCGGGGCUCAAUCCACCGCGCCCCCCGUGUAUCCCUCGCAAAGCCCCUCGGGGCCCGGAGCUGCAUUGUAUGGGGCGGCGCGAGCCAGGGCCUUUGUGGAGCAACAUCGAGCGCGGCUGCUUCACUUGCAGGAGUCGCAGCAGAUGCUCGUCUCGCCAGAGGCUGCUGAACAGCCCCAGCAGGAUCUGGGGUCAACCAUCAACGCACUGGUCUCUGCAACUCCGCCUAAUGUCACAUUGCUGCCCAGAGCUGACUUCCACCAUUUAUAUCAUCCGACCAGUCAAAUGGGCUCAAGUUAUGGUACAAAUAAAAUAGUGACGUCACAGCAAAGUCCCAUGUUGAGCAGACAACUCCAUGGAGGCGGCGCCUAUGGGCCAAGUGUCUCAGGCGUGUCAACAGCGCUGCAUACCCCCCUCACACCCCUCACCCCGCAGCCGUAUCAUCGCGCACCCCGACCGCAUCACGUGGGCGGCUACUAUGAGGAUGGCGACUACUGCGGAGACUUCGGCCGAAGGGCGCCACCCGCGCCGCCCCUCGCGCCCCACCCCUCGCCCCACGACCAUAUGCCUUAUAUGGCGGGCGGGGCAGGUGCUGGGCCAGCGGGGGGCGGGACGUCCGAGUACGUACGCAACGAACUACGCGCUGUCGUAGGCGCACGCUCGGCCAGGCCGGAGAUGCACGCGCAGGAACUAGACCCGCUAUUGGCCUUCGAUAUGCCCGCGCCUGGUGGCGGCGGCUCGGGCGGGCGCGGCGCGGCCAACGCGUGGAAGGCGCCUCAGAGCACUCCGAGUACUACGGAGGCGGGCUCGGCGGCGGGCGGUGAUGAGGCGCCGGCCAGCAAGGCCUCUCUGCUUCAGAAGCUGCUGUCGCAGUGACCGGCCACGCCCUUGCAUUUACGCCCCGCCCUACUCCCCGAUAACUCUUCGAUAUUAGAUGUCUGUAUGUAUGUAUAGUUUAGCUGUAAGUUAUAGUGCGACGGUGACUUCCUCGAAGUAAUGCGGGAUUCUUGUCAUCACUUUAACGCAUAUUUCCAUAGACCGCGUGCAAUAUUAUACGAAUACAUAUUUUUGGCGUUGUAAACGUUAUGUAUUAUAAAGUCAGAUGUUACCUGUUAUGACAAAAUAAGUUAGUAUUCGGAGCGAAUGCGUUCAAGUCUUCGACUCUAUGCUUUUUAUUUAUAUUUUGGUGUGAAUUUCAAUUACAUUGAACAAUGUACAACGUUUUACAAUUAUAAAUCUGGUUUAUAUGAAUUUUUUAUAGUUGACGCAUAGAGACCGAGGGGCCGCAGUGUAUAUAUAGAGUGUUGUUAAAUUAUAGGCUGUUGCCUUAGUGUAAAUAUUUUGUUAAAAUAUACUUGUGUUUCUUAUUUUAAUAAUACUAUUAAAUUUAAUUUUUAUUUCUGUAAUUAUUAUUUACAAUAGUUAUCUGUAUCGUGAAUUCCCACAUAACUUUCGUAGGACGCUCGGAUAGUCGUGCCUGACGUGGCUAGUUUGAGCUUAGGCCGUCCCAAGGACCCAGCACUGCCGACAGGCGUCUAAACGACACACCUAACACUACCUCAACUCAAGUACUGUUAUAUAAAAAAUGGAUACGCCAUAAAAUUAAAGAGGUGUUAUUGGAAAUAAUUCAUAGUGCGGCUUUCGUCUUAGAACUUCGCCUUUGCGGCGUAUCUAGUGCUCAAUUUCACAUCUUCCUAGAUCUGAACUUCCAAAAGAAAAUCACAUUAGUAAAACUACAAAGCGUCCAAUUCGGAUUUUAAUUCCAUACGCAAGAUAAAUGAUUGUUACAUAGAAUCCUUAUGUAAAAAAACCGUAAAUGUAGAAUUUAAAUUUCUCGUAUAGCUGUUAAUAUUAGCGGUGGGUCGAACUAGAACCGCACAUGUAGUGUAAAUGUGUAUGACUCAAGUGUGCUUUCGUGUCCAUUUAAUUAGAGCGAGUGGGACCAUAGUAAUAACAUUUAUUAAAAAGAUGCUGUACUCAUUGGAGCAUUGUCAACUCCCUGUCUAAACGGACUUUUCUAUUUGAGAUACCCAUUUCACAAUGCUCCCUCGUUCACUUGUGACAAUCACAUACACGUAGGUACGUAACGUUUACUGAAAUUUUCUCAUUUUGUCAUUAUCUCUCAUACGCAUACUUCUUAAGUAGCAAUAUUCUGGAAUUACCACCCGUAGAUAAUAAAAUAUAAAUUUAAAUGUGAUGUAUUAUACCUACCUAAAGAUGAACGUACAAAUAACAAGUAGAAUACCCAAACCAAAAUAAAGGUGUAAGCUGAAUAAGAAAUAAUUAUAAAUAUUUUUGUACCUUAAAAGUAUAAUAGUUCUGAUAGACUACUGACCAAUAUUAUUUCACCAGGGGCUUAAAUACUAGCAUUUUUGAUAGUGAGAUAAAGCUUUACAUCCGAUAAAGGUAGCAAUAUUCCAUUCCAUUUGUUUUAUUACGGACAGACGCGCCGUGCUAUCCGCUGACUAUACAAAGUACAACUAAUGGCCUUCUACCAUAGAUGACACUCAAGUCAGACAUGUCAAUGUCACUGUCGAACGCAGCUCGUGUAACCGUCAAAAGAUGAUAUUUUUUACAUGUUUAUAACGAAAUAGGUGUUAAUAAUUGACGUCCAUUGGAUUAUUGUGACACGUUUUAACACGCCGGGUGCCAGCGAAAGUAUUUUUUCAAAAUCACAAUACAAUAAUUAAUCGUAUACUCGAUGUAAAAAUAAAUCGGUAAAGCCAUGGCCUUCAAAAUGAACAAAAAAAACAGCAACAUUGGUGAUAAAAUAGCCUAUGCUUCAUAUAAAGAGACACAGUAUUUUUUAAUAUAUUGUUGUAACGAAUGUGUAUAAGUGAAUAUGAAUGAUAUAAUUAUUGAUAAGCUACUUCAGUUUUAUUAAUAAAACUAAACUUAUAUUCGAUCUAAGCUAAUGUUACGAUAAAUGUUAAACAAAUAAUUGGUCGAUUGUCAAAUGUUUGCGAAAUUGAAUAUUCUUUAAAGAGUGUCAAUUUAAGCUUUGAACAAGCAACGAAAAAAUAUUUAUAAAAUAUUUGGAAAUAGCAGUCGUCUAAAUCAAUGAAAUGUAAUGCUUUUCUCGCAAUGUACAUUCGGCGGAGGCGGGCUAUCCGCUGAUCGCCAGCAAAACCCAAGGUAGCAAAUAAGUCGAUAACAUUGUUUAAAAUCAUCAACGAAUAAUUAUUCCUAUAUUAAUAUUUUGAUAAAAUUGUAAAAUUGGCCUUUAUACUGUGAAAUGUUACUCUGUAAUUUAAAAGAUAUUUGUGUAGCACAUUUUUUAAUAUUUCACGUAGAUUGCGCGAGACUCCGACGAAACUAAAAUCCAGGGAACGUUCUAUUCGCGUGUGGAACGUUUAACGUGAAAAAAACGAACUUCUAUGUUCACAAAUAUUCAUCUAUCAUUGUUACUGUAAGAAUUAUUGUCAUUUCAAAAUUCUUAUAGAUUUAUCACCAUAGAUUUAAAAAUAUUAAAAAUUUCAAAAGAUUUGUCUAUGUAUUUCGAAAUGUUAUAUAAAUCGGAAUUUUAUGUAAGUAUAAUCGGAAUAAUUAUUUUUGCAUUAAGUAACCCGUCGCACAGAGUGAUGACAAUGUGGAAAUUUAAAUGGGUCCAAAGACUCCAUCCGCAGCCGCAGGCGCAGCGAAAAUUGGACUGUGUUUUCGAUGUGAUAUGAUUAGUUUAACGAAAGCUCUGUGCGCGGGCUAGCGGUAGUGAGUUAGCUCCACGAUGAAGAAACAUUGAUGGGUACGGGAAUCUUUGUUUCAAAAGGAAAACAUAAUUAGUGUAUGUAUAAUAUUCACUGUACAUUCAAAUGUAUGUAUUAAAUCAGUUUUGUGUAAUUCUUCCGUAGAUUAAAUGUGAUAUUUAUAAGAUGACAGUCGCUAACACGAUGAGGUAUUUGAUCCCGUACAGUUGAUUUUAUUUUUUGUAUAAAAUCAUGCCUCGAGUCUUGGCCUGUCGUCUACGUACAAGGGUAUGUCAUGUAUUCGUUUAGGUGUUAUCCGACGUAGGCGCACUCCACAGCUAAUUAUGUUUUCGAGCCUGAAACGUGAAGGCCAGCGGCGGAAAGGGUUAUUGCGACGUUCUUAUUUAAUAUGAAAUGUGUGAAACACAGAAUUACGGGUGGGUUAUAUUGUCAGCUUUAACGUGUAGUCAUACCCAGUCUUAAACAGACUAAAACUAUUUAGUGUUGAAUAUAACUAGUCGUUUUCGUGCGCAGUAAUCUUUUUUGCGAAUGGCACAUGUCUGUGUUAUUUAGUUCUUCAGAUGUUAGUUAAGCUCAUUUGUGUUGCUGUGCUUCACGAAGCAUUGUAUGUAUGUUUAUAAAUUGUACAUAGCUAAAGUACAUUAUAUUUUUACGUCUAGAAUACAACCAAAGUUGUUAUUGAAGUGAUGGUUGAUUAAUAUUUGAUAUAUUAUGUAGCUCGUUAUGUUUAUAUUUUACUUAAUGUAAAACAUGUUAGUUGUACGAGUGCACCGCACUGUGCAUUGUACGCAGCCACUCUGAUAUUAAUUGUAACGAAUUUACUGGUUCGGAAAAAAUUGUGUGAACCAAAAUGAAUGUGUAACUUUCAUUACUUUCUAGUACCUCGUUUCGACAUCUUAAUAGUAAUCGUCAAUUACUUAAUCCGAUGCUUCGUACCACGUAUUCGAAUCUAAAACAAUUUUAUUCGUAUAACAGAAGUUUUAAGUACAUUAUGUUUAAGUUGUAUUUUUUGUACAUUUUAGAUUCGAAAAUAUAUUAAUAUCUAA